ACAGAGAUUGACACCUAUAGCGCUGUUGUCUUCAUCUCUGCCUCUGACUGGUGUUGGGUAUCCAGUGAGGCACUACAGUGGAGCUCAGAGAACCCAAACUUUCUCUUUACUGUCCACCAAAGAAAUGAGUCACUGGUAGUCAAGAUGCAGGUGGAUUUUUUUCUUCAAAAGCUUCUUUAUCUUCCCUUUUUUGAAGAUAAGUGGACGUGCUAAAAAAGUGAAUCUAAAACCACAAUUUUGUGCUCACUUUAAGAGCAGGUUUUGAAACCUUGGCAAGAAGGUCAUGACUAGCAGCAUUUUUAGCCUCUGGCUAUUCUUUCAGAAAAGGAACAGAUAGGAGGUUGGCCACAUUUGAAAUGUGUACUCAAAGAUAACCUGCUUUCUUUUGUAUCACAGGGAUUUAAUGUGCAAAAUGAUUACACCACAUUGGCAUACGUUGUUGCCUCGCACACGAAAAUACACAUGUGUAAGACCACACUCUCUAUCAUGUAGCGUGGAUUCAAAGAAUGAAAAAGGAGAUGAGCUGAAAAGAGCCUUUCAGCUGCUUGAUACCAGUCACAGCCUGAUGGUGUCAAAGAGUGAACCGAGAAGAAUUGUCACAACCUUCUUGCUGCCUCUCACGAGAGAAGAGUUUCAAGAUGUACUGGCUCAGAUCCCUGUCACCAGCUCUGGUGCCCUUCUGUACCUUGAAUUCCUGUCCAGGUUUGGCGGAGUUGACUUAAAUAUAAAUGUCAUAAAGAGGUAAGUGGAAAAUGAAACAAAUUGCUGUCGGACAGUAAAAGAACUUGAAGUCCAAGUAGGAGAAAAGAUUUUCAAAAACAUUAUAACUGUUAUCAAAGCCUUUUAACUCAUUGAUGUUAACAAGACUGGUCUGGUCCAACCAUGUGUAAGGAGGGUCCUGGAAACCUGUUUGAAGAUGAAGGAUGAUGAAUACAAAAAGUUUGCAAAACACUGUAACAUUGAUAAAGAUACUGCAGUGGAUUAUAAUGUUUUUUUGAAGAACCUCAGUAUAAAUAAUGACUUGAAUCUUAGAUAUUAUAUGGAAAAUCAAGAGGUCUCCUGGGAGAAUCAACAAGCCAAAAAUGCCAAAAAGGAAGUGCUUCCCAAUUCUGUUUCAUCUGAAGAAGUCUGGAAAAACUGUUCCUUAGAUGAAAUUGAGAAGGCCUUUUGCCAUGAGCUUUUGAAGUCCUAUGAAAAGGUCGGGAAAGCCCUGAGUGCAGGAGACCCCUCCGAAAGUGGGUACAUUUCUUUGAAUUACCUGAAGUUUGUCCUCGACACCUUUGUAUACCGAUUACCAAGACGAAUUUUUAUCCGGCUAAUGGAAAGACUUGGACUUAAAACCACCACUAAAGUCAAAUGGAAGCAAUUUCUAACAUCAUUAUAUGAGCCUCAGUGGCUGGAAGUUAACAAUAAAAUUCCCCUGACAAAAAGAAAUAGCAUCACCUCUAGAAACCAAUCUCACAAAGAAGACAUUAUCACAAAGUUAUUUAGAUAUGAAGACCACUAUACAUCUUUGAAGAAAGAACUACUGGUCAACACUAAACCUGAUGGACAGAUAAGAGGGAAAGAAUUGCGACAUAUUCUAAAUGGCAUGGUUGUAAAAAUCAGUGAUUCGGAAUUCAAAGAACUAAUGCAAACACUUGACCCUGGGGGCACAGGAUUGGUCAAUGUCAACACGUUGAUCGAGCUGCUUGAAGAGAACCCUAGGAUAAGAAAAACAUCCUCCUCUACAGACACCAAGGUGCCGCUCCUCCGGGCUUGGGAUUCAAUGGAAGAAAUUGUUCAUGACUCGAUUACUGGGAAUCUAAAAUCCUUCUAUGAUGUGCUACGGUCAUAUGACCUCAGAGACACAGGGCUCAUUGGUCUAAAUAAUUUCAAGAAAAUCAUGCACAUAUUCUGCCCAUUUUUAACGACUGAACAUUUACUAAAACUCUGCAGUAAGUUUCAGGAUAUUGCUUCAGGAAGAAUCCUUUACAGGAAACUUUUGGCAGGCAUAGGAAUGAAUGGCCUGCCCACUGUCUCUCCAGUUCUUAUUCCAAAGGACCAGCUGUUACGUGAACAUUUUCAAAAGGAACGGCAGCAGCUGGUACUCUUAAUGCCUACUUGUGAUUUCAGAACCAAGCCCAUUGAGCAUAAAAGCACUUUAACGAAGAAUAUGACAAAGGAUGAAGUUAUUGAAAAACUCAAAAACUGUAUACAACAGCAGGACCCAGCAUUCAGAAAACGAUUUCUUGACUUCAGCAAGGAACUUAAUGGCAGAAUUAAUGGGCGUGACUUCAAGAAGGUCCUGGAAGAUAAUGGAAUGCCCAUGGGUGGCCAUCAGUACGCUCUGCUGACUGCAAAAAUAGUAUAUAAGAAAGAAGGGAUGAGCUAUCUUGACUUUGCAACAAGAUUUGAAGAUACAAAAAUGAAUAGGCCAGCAAUGACUCCUCAGACUCCAAUUCUUUCAAAAAGCAACUUGGACAGCUUCUUUACAGCUGCUGAGGAGUGCCUGCGACAUUUCCCCCGCCGACUGAAGGAAUCCUUCCCGGACCCCUCCUCUGCCUUCUUCAAGACAGACACCGACAGGCAUGGCGUCAUCAACAUGCAUGACCUUCACAGACCGCUACUGCGCCUACUGCUCAAUCUCAAAGACGAGGGCUUUGAGCGUCUCCUGGGCCCCCUUGGCUUGAGACUCAGCGUCCCUUUGAAUUUCCAGGAGUUUCGGAACCUGUGUGAGCAGAGACCCUUCAGCUCAGAUGACGCUCCUCAAAGACUCCUCAGACCAAAACAGAAGGUUGCAGAUUCAGAACUAGCUUGUGAACAGGCUCAUCAGUAUCUUGUUACCAAAGCAAAAACCAGAUGGUCAGACUUGUCUAAGAAUUUUAUAGAAACUGAUAACGAGGGCAACGGCAUCCUUCGAUGGCGGGACAUAAAGAAUGCGCUGUAUGCUUUCGAUAUUCCCCUCACUCCGAGAGAAUUUGAAAAGCUCUGGAUGCGCUUUGACACUGAGGGCAGAGGCCACAUAACUUACCAAGAAUUUGUACAGAAAUUGGGGAUUAACUAUUCAGCAGAUAUUCAUCGGCCCUUUGCAGAGGAUUAUUUCAACUUCAUGGGCCCCUUCACUAAGCCACAACAGGUACAAGCAGAGAUCAGAGAGCUGCAGCAGAGCACAGAGAAUGCUGGGCCAGCCAGGGACAAGCUCAGGGACCAUUAUCAUGACAUCAGCAAAGCACUCGCCCAACUAGAUACAUCUAAAAAUGGCUCCAUAUCCCUGUGCAAGAUGCAGCAAGCGCUGCAGGCCUGUGGCUGUUCUCUCAAGGAAAAGGAGCUGACCCAUCUUCUCAACAGUCGGGGAAUCAGCUGGCGUGAUGACUGUGUUGAUUACCUUGACUUCUUGAGAGGGGUGGAGAACAGCAAACCAGCAAGACCUUAGCCAGAAGAGAAAGAAGAGAGUAUGCCAGUCAGUUUUGCCACCCUAAAUCUAGAGGAGAUUGUGAAAAACAUCCAGGAAGUGGUUGCCUCCUCUGAUCCGGCUUUGUCAACGGCAUUUUCUGAAUUGGAUAAAGAGGACACUGGAUUUGGAAAGGCUUCAGAUUUUAGACAAGUUCUCAAGGACUUCUGUUACAAACUAACGGAUAAUCAGUAUCAUUACUUUUUGAGAAAACUGAAAAUCCAUCUAACCCCUGUUGUAAAUUGGAAGUAUUUUCUCCAGAACUUCAACUGUUUCCUUGAAGAGACUACUUCCGAGUGGGCUGAGAAAAUGCCCAAAGGCCCGCCACCCAUGUCUCCCAAGGAAAUGGCAAACCAAGAGGUCCUGCUGCGGGUCCACAAAGCAGUGACUUCCCACUACCAUGCCAUCGCCCAGGAGUUUGAGAGGUUCGACACCAUGAAAACCAACACCGCAUCCAGGGAUGAGUUCAGGGCCAUCUGCACUCACCACAUCCAAAUUCUCACUGACGAGCAGUUUGACAAACUGUGGAGCGAGAUGCCUGUCAACGCCAAGGGGAGACUGAAAUACCCGGACUUCCUGAGCAGGUUCAGCGUGGAGAAGGCGACAACCCCGCCGGCCCCUGGCAACUCGGCGGCUGCCCGGAGCGGGAGCGGCGCGCCCGAAACCCCAGGGGAAGGCGGGUCCGCAGCGCCGCCGCCCGCGCACAGCCCGGGAGCAGGACCCACGCCGCGGAGGCAGCCCUGUACCCCCGCCAGUCCAAUCAGGGCACCAGGUGCCCCCCCCUUGCAGAACUGUGAGCCGAUCGAGAACAAGCUCCGGAGGAGAGUUCGGGGCUGUUGGCGAGAGUUCCUGAGGGAAUGCAAAGAGAAGGAUGUGAACAAGCAGGGGGAGAUCGCCACGUCCGAGUUCCUGGCUCUUGCAGAGAAAUUCAACCUGGAUAUAAACAAAGAGGAAUGUCAGCAGCUCAUCGUGAAGUACGACCUGAAGAACAAUGGGAAAUUUGCUUAUUGUGACUUCAUUCAGAGCUGUGUUCUCCUGUUAAAAGCAAAGGAAACCUCACUAAUGCAGAGAAUGAAAAUCCAGAAUGCCCAGAAAAUGAAAGAAGCUGGUGCUGAGACUUCUUCCCUUUACUCUGCUUUACUGCGUAUUCAGCCCAAAAUUUUGCACUGCUGGAGGCCGAUGAGGCGCACGUUCAAAACGUACGAUGCGGGCGGAACAGGGCUUUUAAGCGUGGCUGAUUUCAGGAAGGUGCUGAGACAGUUCAGUAUCAACCUCUCCGAGGAGGAGUUCUUCCACAUCCUGGAGUAUUACGACAAGACGCUGUCUUCCCAAAUCCCCUACAACGACUUCCUCCGGGCCUUCCUGCAGUAGCUGCCCGCCACAGUGCUCCGGUGGGGGGGGGGGGGCCUGUCCCCGAGGCCACCAAAGUCAUACGACUGGGGGAAGGGGGGUCAUGAACUCCCCAAAGUUCAAACCCACACCCACGCCGGACACGCGUCUUUCCUGGCAGUCAGCCCAGGCUUGGCACAGCCCGCGGCCCCAGCUUCGAUGGCAUCUCUCCAGGCAGCUUCAGGGAUGCCCUGCUGAGCUGCAGGACCCUUCACUCUUAGUCUGAGCAAAUAAAAAUGUUAGUC
Manis pentadactyla (Chinese pangolin) is the source of this 5067-nucleotide messenger RNA. It is a transcript of the gene EFCAB6, whose product is annotated as EF-hand calcium binding domain 6. Gene Ontology annotation, molecular function: calcium ion binding. The record is from RefSeq and is a predicted model, not a curated record. Lineage: Eukaryota; Metazoa; Chordata; Mammalia; Pholidota; Manidae. Gene Ontology annotation, cellular component: nucleoplasm.